UUUCGUUACUUCAUUGCCACAAAAACACACCGCGUCCUAUGGUUGCCACUAAAGCAUGGCUAUUUCUCUAAACUCAGUCUUCGGCUUCAAUUUUAAGUAUGUCUCGAGAUCUACUGUUGGAGUUUCAGCACUUAAGGCGAAUCCUAUCACACCUCCCUUGCAAAUGUAUGGCUCUGGGGGACGUAUACAGCAAAAGAGAUGGGGGUUAUGUCUUUCACUUGCAGACAGUGACAGACUAGCCAUGAACAUUAAGGGUUCUGGAGAUGCUGAGAGGCUGGUUUCUGAUGAUCAAGUUUCAGCUGUGAAUUCCCCAUCAUUGGAUUCAGAUAGUAAUGUUGAUAAUGAAUCUCGCUCCCAGACCUCAGAGGCUAGUAAUGGUUCAAUGGUUUCUUCAAAUCUGAAGCAGGAGGCAUUUUCAUCUCCUAACUUGGAGUCCACAACAAAAAAAGCACCGCUAACAGCGAAAGAGAGAUUAAGGGCAGCUCGGGUCCUCAGCCGUUAUGCAGAGUCAAAGCCAUCUAAAUCAGAGAUGGGCAGUAAAGUAUUGGAUGCCAUGAGGGAAAGUGAUAAGGGGAAAAAAAGAUCUCGCCUUCCAGAGGCACCUACAAAUUUGUUUGAUGACAGCAAACGAGGAUUGCCAAAGCAAGGCCUGACUUUUCAGUUUCCAGGGGGUAAUGAUCUCUUUAUCAUCAUCUUUUCAUUUGUUUUUAUCAGCACAGUAAUGUUCACAACAACUUACAUAGUAUGGAAAGUUGGGGCCAUACAUUUUAAUGAGUACUAAGGUGGAGAGCAACCCAAUUCUGCAUUGUUGGAACUGCUAACUCCUUGACACAUCAUUGAAGAUCACACAGCCUCUUGAUUUUACGUACUAUGCAUUCCCAAAUGUUAUGUGGCAAAGAUUUUACUUUUGGAUGAGCCAUCUAUGCAUGAAUGUACAAAGUAUUGUGUGGUUGAUGUUUAUUAUCAAUGCUCAACCUUUUCAGCCUGGUAUGCUCUUGUAAUUAUUUUUCUUCGAAUCUUUUCUGCCAAGUAUUUAGAUUAACAUGAUAAGAGCAAGGUAAUUCCUAGAACUUCUGAAGCUCGGUUCUUUUUAGCAAUGAAUGCCUGCCUCUCAAUCUUCUUUUGACUGUACUUUCUCAUUAUCUGUUCAUAACUUGGGGAAGGAGCCUUGCUUCUUUUUUAACAAGAAGAUUAGCUUGCACAUUUCUGUCUCACUUGCAGCAAUGAAAUUUCUUAAGUGUUGCUAAACUAAGAUGAUAUUAACUGCCUCGUUAAGACUGAAAUGCUGUCUUUUUGGGAAUGGUGUAUUAGGUAAAAGGCUCCUUUAUCCUUUGUUUUUUCCUGAAGUAUUGUAGUUGCUCAAAUUUCAAGUUGUGCCCGUUGGUUCUUGAAUUUUCAAUAGUUUUUUUGCUACUUGAAACUGCAGUUCUAUUAUGUAAUUAUGAAUGAACUGAACACCUAGAAAAAUUACAAUUUAUGGGGAGCUGUUGAAUUUCCUACUGGCCUGAUUGAAUGACUUUACUGCCUGUUAGCUUCUUGCUAUGAUUUAGGGCCACGUAGCUCGGUCUAAUGCAUCCAUUUUGGAUUUCAAAAAAAAAUUUAAGGUGCCUGCAUAUGCUUUGAUAUAGAUAUGUGUUUGGCAUUGAAGUCAACCUUUUUCCCUGGAAGUUUCUCUGUAACUAAAAUUCCAAAUUUGUGCUAUUUCUAUAACCAAUGAAGCGUGUUUUUCAGAAAACGUGUCGAAUUUGGUAUUUGCUUGCUAUCAAACUGCCCAGCUUAUGGAGCAAUGGCCCCCAUAUGUCUCCUCACUGAUUGAUUCAUAUCCCUUAAAUGUCCUAACCUUCAUAUUUCAUUGGUCAUUGUGCUGCUUAUUGCAUACAGUUAUCUGUUAAACUGCAGUGUACAACAUGACGGACUCAUUUUACAUGAGAUUGUGAACCACAAGUACACGUCUGAUUCAGGCUUGAGCAAUUUGCUAGUCUUUUCGAAUUCAUCAGCUUAAUCUUUAGUCAUCCUCGUUGGAAUGAAGAGAAGUUGAUAAACAUGUGAUUGUUGCUUGUUAUAAUGUGCUUUUUACCGCUGUUUAGCAUAAAAAAACUGCUUGAUCAUGAACAUGGUCUUUAGUUAGUCAAAGUUAUUACGGCUUUGAUGCAUUAAAAUUGCUUGACAAAAACCCUUGGUGGCCAAGUGCAUCUAAGAAAAUGAAUCGACAUUUUCCACAUUUUUAUUGUGACACUUGCCGACGUUAAAACAUGAGAUUUGAAGCAGUGGGCUGGAGGUAAACAGUAGGGGUAACAAAAUCAUCGGCACCAUACAGUCUCGGAAAGAACUUGAACAAUAUGAGUGGUUGAUCAAAAAGUCAUGUCGAUCAUUGACAGCCUUUUAUUAUGAGUUGCAAUUUGAUUGUGAUU
Durio zibethinus is the source of this 2411-nucleotide messenger RNA. RefSeq lists its product as uncharacterized. Gene Ontology annotation, cellular component: chloroplast thylakoid membrane. Lineage: Eukaryota; Viridiplantae; Streptophyta; Magnoliopsida; Malvales; Malvaceae. The record is from RefSeq and is a predicted model, not a curated record.